Molecule: messenger RNA, 1948 nt
Organism: Aspergillus pseudotamarii
Lineage: Eukaryota; Fungi; Ascomycota; Eurotiomycetes; Eurotiales; Aspergillaceae
Product: putative homogentisate 1,2-dioxygenase
Exons: 6
Coding region: 120-1646 (508 amino acids)
Biological process (GO): L-phenylalanine catabolic process
Cellular component (GO): cytoplasm
Molecular function (GO): homogentisate 1,2-dioxygenase activity
Source: RefSeq, a predicted model, not a curated record
UAUGAGGGCUGCUGUUCCCCCCGAUGUAUAGUUCUUUUGACGGCGAAAUCGCAUCUGUCUUUACACUGAGAAUCACUCCCUGUUUCUUCAAUCUACGCCCGCAUUAAUUGACAUUCAACAUGGGCUCAGUAGGCAAACUCUCCGACCCCCAGGAAUACCAGAAGAUCUUCCAUUGGGCAGACACACAGAAGGACGGUGAAAUUCCCUCCUUUUCCACCCGCCGGAAUGAUCCUUAUGAGUAUCAAGCUGGAUUUGGUAACACAUUUAUCUCCGAGGCUGUGCCGGGAACUAUUCCCCACGGACAGAAUAGUCCUCGAAAUGUGCGCUUUGGCUUGUAUGCAGAGCAAGUAACAGCCACUGCUUUUGUGGCCCCGAGACAUGCGAACAAGAAGGCGUGGCUCUACCGUGCUCGUCCGGCCGUUGCUCAUCAAGGAUUCAAAAACCUUCCAGACAACCCCGACACAGAGGCCACUUUCUUGCCUCUGAACCCGCGGGUUCACGUCUCCCCAACCCAGCUGGCAUGGCAUCCAUUCGAUAUCCCCGCCAGCGAACCGGUGGACUUCGUUACCGGUCUGAAGACCGUCGCUGGAUCUGGAGACCCGACUCUCCGAGAGGGACUCGCAACUCACGUCUACACUGCUAACACUAGCAUGACCCAAAAAGCCUUUGUAAACUCCGACGGUGAGAUGCUCAUCGUCCCCCAGCAGGGAGCCUUGGACAUCCAGACCGAAUUCGGUCCACUUUUCGUCCAACCGGGCGAGAUUGUUGUUAUUCCACGCGGCAUCCGCUUCCGUGUCGAGGUCCCCGAUGGUCCUUCUCGUGGUUACAUCCUCGAAGUCUGGGGCUCUUGCUAUGAACUCCCCGAACUGGGUCCGCUGGGCGCCAACGGUCUAGCCAAUUCGCGGGACUUCCUAGCCCCAAUAGCCAAGUAUGAAAUUCGUCAAGAGGCGUGGGAAGUCGUAUACAAGCUCGGAGGCAAGUUCUUUGCCAGCACGCAGAACCACAGCCCAUUUGACGUUGUGGCCUGGCAUGGUAACUAUGUACGUUCUCGUUCAAAUAUAACAGCCUUCGUGCGAUUGACGCUAACGAUCGCAAACAAGGUUCCCUACAAAUACGACUUGACGAAAUUCGUCAAUGUCGGCUCUAUCUCAGUCGACCAUAUUGAUCCCUCCAUCUUCUGCGUUCUGACCGCAAAAUCCCGGGACCCUACUGCCCCUCUUGCCGAUUUCCUCAUCUUCUCCCCUAGGUGGGACGUCGCAUCCAACACCUACCGUCCGCCAUAUUACCACCGCAACGCCGCCUCAGAGCUAAUGGGUCUCAUCUACGGCGACUACGGCGGCCGCUCCGACGCCUUCAAGCCAGGAAGUAUCUCUUUCGAAUGUGGCAUGGUCCCCCACGGCGUUGCCUACGAAGAAUUCAAAGCCGCAUGCGAGGCCCCCCCACCGGUCAUGCGCAUCUCGGAGGCCUCCAUCGCAAUCAUGUUCGAGUCUUCCCGGGCCUUCACCAUCAGCGACUACGCGUGGAACAGCGAGAAGCGGCACGAGCAUGAACCUGCCAUGUGGGAUAAUCUAGUGGACAACUUCUCGAAGCACAAGGACGAGGUGGAGGCGCUUUUGGCGAAGAAGGCGCAGGGUCUGAGGGUUUGAGUCGAGACGGGAUAUUUAUUGGUAUGAGCUAUGAUGUAGCCAUGUGUAUCUGUUUUUAUCGUGCGGGGUUAAGCGAUUAUGUGUUUAUUUUUCGAUAUUAGUUGUUGUCUGUAGAGGUGCAUGAGUGUAUAACAAUACAUGUAUCUUUGAAUGAUGUGAUGGUCAACUUCUUCUUGCGCGUAGUGUGUGGUGUAAUUCUUGCGGUGGGUAGACAUGGAGGGGCUGGUUUGGACGCUAAGGUAUUUUAGUUGAGGAUUAUUCUGGAGUCUGCUCUUUUCGGGUUAGAGCUCAGCGUAGGUACU